Messenger RNA from Paramecium sonneborni, 1800 nucleotides. Lineage: Eukaryota; Ciliophora; Oligohymenophorea; Peniculida; Parameciidae. The record is from the annotation of a GenBank genome assembly.
AAAUGAACUCAGCAUCAAGCAGUUAGCUGCUACAAAAACUUUAAAACCUAUACUCCGGGAAGAAGAAAACAAGUGAACACUCAGUCUCUCCUCUAUAACCGAGACCAUUUGCCUGUCGAGAAAUAAAUUAAUUACUAGAGAAAUCAUCACCUAUUCCUUAUUUGUAGAUUAAGUAACAUGAAGUUGAAUAAAUGACAGAGCGAUUGAUGAAACCAAAUGAAAAAGCUUCCUGUUCUUCUUUUACUUAAAAUGAGAAUGUAUUUGACAUCCAUCUCUAAAAAUAUUCUUAAAUUUCAACCAUUUCAUAAUAAACAUAACCUGUCUUAUUAUAAAUUGAGAAGAAGAUCAAAUUAUUGAAAUAUGCAAAAGAGAAUGAUCAUAAUACAUGUGCAGCUAUAAUUGCAAAAAUGAAGCUUUUCUGUUUAGAUAAUGCAUAAACAUGUUAUGACUUUUAUAGAAGCACAGAUCUAAUUUAACUAAAAUAUAUGAUCUUUCUCUUAAUACAAGAACUAAAUUAACGACCUACUGUUGAAAAAUAAGAAAUUAGUAAUGAUUAAACAAGUUAAUUCUAAUCUAUGGUUAAAGAUAUCGUUAGUAUAGUUUAUGAAAUCAUAGAAGAAGUUAAAUCAAAAUAAUUUACUUGUUCAAAAAUAGAUAUGCUAAAUAAACAAGUAGCAAAAAUUCAAAAUAAAUUCAAACCUGAUCCUAAUUGUACUUAAAAAUCUAUUAAUAAAUCUCAUCAUUAACGAUUUAAUAGCUGUAACUUUGAGAAUUGUAAAACACCUAUUUCCUAGAAUAAGAGCAAUAAAGAAUCUAAUAUAAAUAGUGAUAAAUUUAAGUCAUCUCAAAUGAAAUAACAAAAUAAUGUAUCUGGUUCUUAAAAAAUUAUUAAGUUUUAGAUAGAUGAAUUAGAAUAAAAAAAAUAAAUAAUAACCUAAUUAAACGAAUAAAUUACUAAAAUAUAAAAUACUAAUUAACAAUAGUAAGUCUAGAUUUAAGAUUUAAAUGCUUAAAUUAUAUCAAUCAAAUAAGAAUUAUAGAUAAAAUAGGAAGAAGUAAAUUUUACUAUUUAUUUAUUCAUUAGAUUGAAAAGUUAUCAUCAUCUUUGGAAGUGCUAAAAUCUAGUGAUCUUAUUCAUAAAGAAGAAAAAGAAAAAUUUAAUUCUCUAUUUAAUGAAAUUGAGAAUUAAAAUAUUCAAUUGAAAUCAAAUUAAUAACAAUUAGAAGUAUACAAUACUUAAAUAAAUAAGCAUGAACUCGAAAUGUGUAAAUAACAAUUCAAUAAUUACUAACAAGAGACAUUUGCUUAUUAUUAAACUUAAUGUAAUUAAAUUUAAUAAGUAAAAGAAAAAGAAAUUAAUCAUCUUAGAAAAGAAUUAAUUGAAAAUUAAGACAUUAAUGUAUUAAAGUUGUUAAAUUUUAGAAUCAUCUAUUAAAUGAUGCACUUUACUUUGGAAAAUAAUACAAAAGUCUUGUUGAUAAAAUUGAUAAUCUGAAACCAGAAUCUGUUUCUAACGAUUUAAUUUAAUUUUAAAAAGAUUUGUAAUACUCUAAGAACACUCUUAAUGCUAAAUUGAAUGCAAUUGCUAAUUUUUCAGAAAAUUUAUUAUUUGAUGCUGGUUAAGAAUACUUAUCAUCAUAAAACUAAUUAUAAAAUUAAAUAUUAAAAUAGAAUAUGCAUUAAAAUAAUUCCAACAAAAAAAUCAGUAGUUCAGAAUAUUUAGUAGCGUAAAAGAAUCAAUUUGAAAUAAUGGAAAUGCUAUUGAUUUAAAGUUAAGUAAUAGAGAAAUUUUUAAUUUGA